Messenger RNA from Belonocnema kinseyi, 1446 nucleotides. RefSeq names its product zinc finger protein 235-like. Gene Ontology annotation, cellular component: nucleus. The record is from RefSeq and is a predicted model, not a curated record. Gene Ontology annotation, molecular function: RNA polymerase II transcription regulatory region sequence-specific DNA binding; DNA-binding transcription factor activity, RNA polymerase II-specific. NCBI's taxonomy places the organism in Eukaryota, Metazoa, Arthropoda, Insecta, Hymenoptera, Cynipidae. The transcript has 3 exons. Bases 1 to 1446 code for a protein of 481 amino acids. Gene Ontology annotation, biological process: regulation of transcription by RNA polymerase II.
AUGCCUCCAUCAUCUGGUCACCGCAAUACCUCGUUCAAAAAACUAGGCUUGAAGGUCUUCAAAACCGUUUCCUUCGAUUCGCGACUAGCCAAUUGGGUAUGCUCAUGGACAGAAGAGACCACAAUUACGAUGUUAUCACCAAAGGCGAAAGAUGAUUCUUGGAAUGGCGUCAUGAUAAAAUCAGAGCCUCCUGAAUAUUCCGUUGAUGAAAAGCACUUGAAAGAAGAAAAGAGCAACUUAACCAACUUCGCUAUAAAAGUAAAAAGCGAUCUUUCAAAAAAUGAAGGCGACACUAUAAAGUUACCUGCAGUAGAUAUGUCUGAACGUUAUUGGUGCAGCAAAUGUCAAAAACAAUUAGAAACCGCUGAAAGCUUGAGAAUUCACACAGAAGAACAUGAUCGCACGGAAAAGUCUGACCCUGACCCGACAGGCUCCAUUACUAAACCUUACACUUGUCCUACAUGCAAAAAAGUGUUUAAGAAAUUUGCUACAGUAAAGGCUCAUAUGCUAAAGCAUAAACCACUCAAUUUAAAAUGUAAAUUUUGUCAGAAAGUCUUUUCAACACAGCGUAAUAUUAAAGAACACAUGGAAAUUCACGAAAAGAAAAAAUACUAUGCAUGUGAUAUUUGCAACAAAAAUUUUAUUGUCAAAUCUAAUUUAAAGAAUCAUUUGAGAAGACACAUGAAUGAAAAAAAUUUUACUUGUAAUGUUUGUAAGAAGAAAUUUGUUUGGAAAUACGAACUUGAACUUCACAAGGUUACUCACACAGGAAAAAAGCCUUUUCAAUGUGAUGAUUGCAAAAAAGGAUUCAGUUUUCGGUCUAGUAUGAAAGUGCACAUACUGCGUAAUAUGAAAAAUGGUGGACAUAAUGGACGAGUCAGAAAAAAUCCUGUAAAUCAUAUUUGUGACAUUUGCUGUGAGAGUUUUCCGUUAAUGUCUGCUCUUGAUACUCACAAACUGAUACACUCGGAUAAAAAGCCCUAUGAGUGUGAAAUUUGCAAAAGAUGUUUUGUUGACAAAUACAAAUUACGGUAUCAUCAGAUACGUCGCUCUGAAGAAGAUCCUUAUUUUGAAUGCGAGAUUUGUAAACUCAAAUUUUGCCACAAACGUACUUUUUUGAUGCACGAAGCGAUUCAUUACAAAUUUGAUUCUCAACCUAUUCCUUUGAUAAAGGAAGAAAUAGACUUGCAGGCUAAUGAAAGUGAACCCUCUAUUGUAUCAUUAGGAGUGAUAAAGGAUGAACCGGCCAGACCGAAAUUCGUAACCGUUCAUUUUUCGAGCAAUAAAAAAAAGAAACAUAGACGUCGGUUUGAUCAAGGUUUUUCGAAAUCGAGUACAGAUGAACCUGAUUGUUUUCCUGGAUUGAUGCUAGAUGAAAAGGACCCGUUAAAGUUAGAUGAAGAUAUUCAAAUAAAGCAGGAACAAGCAAUGAAUGAGACUAAUUAA